AUGAACAAAUUAAAGGGUUUAGAUUUAAUAAAAGAACUUGAGGGUUUAAAAAUAAAUUUUGUGAAAGUUGAAGGACUGGUUUAUAAUUUUGUUUUCUUUCCCGAAAAAAAGGAAAGAGCUAAAUAAGAAGGAAGGAGAGUGGAGACCAGGUCUCGUAGUUGUGGUUUGGUUUUGCAUUGCACGUUUCUUCUUCUUUCUUCGCUCCUCACUUUCUUCUUCUUCCUCCGCUUCUCCUCUAUUUUCUCUCUUUCUCUUUCUCUUUCUUUUCUCUCCCAAAAGUCUCUCUUUCUCUCCCUUAAUAACGUCGCGUCUUUCUCCAUUUCAACCAUCACACAACUCUUCUUCUUCUUCCUCCUCUCUCUCAAUUCGUUUCUCGAAAAUUCUCAGUAAUCUGCAGCUAACUUGAUGAUUGCUGGCUACUGAAUCUUGAGUUUGUUUCUGGAGUUUUGUCUCAAUAAUACC
Messenger RNA from Arabidopsis lyrata subsp. lyrata, 462 nucleotides. RefSeq lists its product as uncharacterized. The record is from RefSeq and is a predicted model, not a curated record. NCBI's taxonomy places the organism in Eukaryota, Viridiplantae, Streptophyta, Magnoliopsida, Brassicales, Brassicaceae.